AUGGAUGAUUUGAACUUCGUGACACCCACCGACAAGAAGACUGCUAAUGCUGGGUACACGACACCAGCGCCUAAGCACGGAGACACCCCUGAAGUACCCAUAAUCAUCGACGACAAGGCUACACCUGAAUCGUCCUGCUCGGCACCUAUUGAUUUAACUCUUCCAGAUGCAUUAGAAGAAUUUGAUAGCUUGAACACGAUCUGCCGGAAAGCGAUAGAAAGUGGGAAGAAGGAGGAGAAAAAAGAUGAUGUAUGUGGCAAAAAGGAGGAGAAAAAGGAAGAUGUCUCUGGGAAGCGCAAACGCAAAGCUCCUCGCAAAUUAAGUUCCCCAAGCAUUGUGAUGACCGAGAACUGUCCUAAAUGGUUUCCACGCGCAGUCAGAAAAGGUCCUGAUGCUUUGUUCAACAACGAAUAUGCCACGGACGGAUCAAAUCCGCUGACACCGGAGAUAAUUGACGCGGCUGCCGAGUAUAUUCGGAUAAUAUGCAAAUCUACAAAAAAAAACCAAAGAAGUAAGACUGUGUACGAGAAUGAAGACGGGGCUGUAGCGAGGGCUGAAUUUCUUAAACCUAUCCUUGACCGUGGAUGGCUGUGCGGCACUGUCAUUGAGUGUUACUUGGCUGAGCUGAGAUUAAAAUUGAAGGAUAGGACAAUAUGCCCUGCAUGGAGGGCAAAUUCUAUAGUCGAAAAUCGACCGAGAAGGCAGCGAUGGAAAAAGAAAAACCUUGACACGAUGGAUAUUGCAGAAAUGUCAAGUUGCUACGAAAGAUGCGAGCUGGAAUAUUUUGGCACUAACAAGGCUUAUUUCUCGGUUAACAUUUCCAAAUGCCACUGGGUCACCGUCGUCAUGCACAGUGACAAGAAGGAAUUUCAGGUGCUAGACUCGUUAUGGCGCCUUGAGCAGAGCAAGGAUUUUGUGGAAAAGCUGAGAGAAGAAAUCUUGAAGGACGUCGAGUUUGCGAACAAUGAGAUAUCAACAAAGAAGUAUCCAGACGUUUCGAAAUGGGAAAUUAAAAGAUACCCAAUACCUAUGCAAAGUGAUACGAACUCAUGUGGACUGUUCCUGUUAGCAUGUAUGGAGCACUGGGAUGGAGAUGAACUAACGGCCAAAUUUUCGCAGGAAACGAUAAACAAGAACAGGAAUAUGACUGCCGCCAAAAUUAUAAUGGCAGAAUCAAACAUGCACGAGAAGGCGAAGAAGGAUGUCCUUGACAUCGCGGCGAAAGCACGUGCGUAA
This is a messenger RNA of Lolium perenne, 1236 nucleotides long. The record is from RefSeq and is a predicted model, not a curated record. Lineage: Eukaryota; Viridiplantae; Streptophyta; Magnoliopsida; Poales; Poaceae.